CAGCACAGAGAAGACAUUGUAAUUUGUGAUUUUGACUAAUUACAAAAGAUAAAAUAAAGAAAAAUGCGAUUCCCAAAGUAAUUCUUACCUAGACUUCAUUAUUUAAACAACAACAAAUCAACAAUGGGUGACGAUAAGAAGAAAGUGAAGAUCUGCCGUGUGUGUUUGGGUACAAACGUGAAAAAGUGCAUGUCUCUGUUCGAAAUAUACAAAGAUUGUCUCAUUUACGACUACGUCAAUACUAUAGCUAACGUUAAAAUACAGAAAGACGAUGGUUUCCCGGACAAAAUAUGCUUGGACUGCCUAUUGGAGUUAGAAACGGCGAUACAUUUCAAGGAGAAAUGCGAGAGUUCCAAUGUUAUUUUGCAGUCAGCUCAGUUGGAGAAGAUUCCCGUCGUUUCUAUCAACAACGCGAUAGCUGAGGUCGUUAUUAAGAAAGAAGAACCUUUUGAAGAGCCUUUUGAGUAUUUGGAAGAGGAUGUGCAUUUUUUGGACUCGGCUGAUCUGCUCUCGGACGCCAACGACACCAAACUAGAGGAUGAUGAAGGCAAAGGCGUUAAAAAAAGCCGAGCGAUAGAUUUGAAAUUGGAAUGUCACGACUGCGGUAACUUUUUUAAAAGCAAAUGUAAAUUACGUGUGCACUGGAAGAAAGUCCAUUUGCCGGAAGCUUUAAUAUGCUCCAUUUGUAAAAGAAUGUUCAAGUCUUUCAAGGCGUUCAACAAGCAUCUGAAGUCAAACAGACAGAGCUGUAAAACUGCCGCUGAAGUUAGGAUAGAAGGCAUGGGAAGGAACAGGAUAUUCCAUUGUAAGGAAUGUAAUUAUAAGUCUAAAAGAAUCAAAGAUAUACAGUCACAUCUCGUUAUACACACUGGUGAUCGUCCAUAUCAUUGUGACAAGUGCCCUGCUAAGUUUACUCAGCAGAGUUCCCUGCAGUGCCAUCAGGAGGGCUCUCACAAGCUCUACAAAGUCGAAAUAACCUGCCAGUACUGUGGAAAGUUUGUCCGGGGCCGCUCUAAUGUGUACCGUCACUUAAAAACACAUACUGACAACCAGCAUCAAUGUCAAGUGUGCAACAAGAUACUACAGUCAAAGAAAAGCCUGGCAACACACAUGCAGAGGCACAGUGGAGUCAAACAAUACACAUGCGAAGUUUGUGCCAAGUCGUUCUACACAUGUGCCGAACUCUGUAAUCAUAAAAGAAUGAUUCACAUGAAAGGCAAGUAUUGGUACUUCUGCAAUGUCUGCGAAUACAAAUCAAUAAGGUCCGAAAAAGUGAAGAAACACAAAGCGAAACAUACAGAGACCAAUAUCCCAUGUAUUGUAUGCGGCAUGUUCUUUGAAAUGCCCGAUAAACUUAUCCAGCAUCAACGGAAGCAUUUCGGAGAGAAAAAGUUCCCUUGUCCGUUGUGUGACAAACGGUUCUUCAGGAAGGACACUGUUGGCAAGCACAUACGAUCAAAACACAAGUGUCAGAUGCCUACUAUUCUGGUGGAGAAGAGAGUUGUAGUCAAAAAGGAGGCGCCCAUAGCCCCCGCAGAUGACUUAAUAGAAAUUGAACUAUCACCUGUCAUAGAAAUUAAAUAGUUUUAAUAAUUUAUUAAAUGGAUAAUUGAUUUCUUAAUGUAUCAUAAAACUAACAUGAUGUUGAUGUUUAUAGAAAGUUUUGUUACAACUAAAUGUGGUAAGGUCAUGUUAGUAAAAUUUAUAGCAUUUUAAACUAAAAUCACUUAAGUUAUUAGCUAUGUAAUAAGCAUCCCAAUAGACAUAGGUCUCAUCAGUAUAGACAUAGACUGAUGACUAUUAUUUAUUUUUUAAACAACUACAACAGUACAUGCUUAUCAAAUGCAGUUAGUAGCUCAGAUCAAGGAGGAUAUUUUCUGUUUUUUUUUUUUUCAAUUUUUAAAGUAAAUAUGCUGAAUAUAUGCGGCAUUCCAUUAAAGAAGGGUCCAUAUAGACAUGAUCCAUAAGGGCCCUUCUCUUAUAUAAAGUCACAAAUUUGAUAUAAAUUAUUAUAUUAAAUUAUUGUCAUUACAGUGAUAUUUUACUGUCAGUAAUGCUAUGUGUUACAGGCCUUAUUGGCUUUUCUGCCAAAAAUGUUGGGUGUGCGUCAAUUCAUUAUGUUUUUGUAAGACUUUUUGUACUUAUUGGUAGGAAAUGUGCAAUGCGAGUUUUAUAGAUUUCAAUUUAUAGUAAUUUCUUAAAUCAGCGGUCGGCAACCUUUUAGCAGCCAAGCCAUGCGACAGUAUUUUAGUGGUUGCUAUGCGAAUAUUAUUUAUGAUACAGUUAAGUGUAGGUAUAUGCUGAAUGUAAGUGUAUGAUCAAUUGUUAUUGUUAUUAGAGUUUAAAUGUAAAUUAUUUUACAUAUAACAUUUAUCUAUUAUUAUCUAUACCAAUUGGAAAUUGUCAAAGGUUUUUAUAGACGGUGUUCUAUGUUUUCCUCAGUAUCUAUGUAAAUAGAAAUAGUUUUAGAUUUAUUUUUCAAAGCGUCUGGGUUUGAAUUCCGAGCUGAGAACACAUUUUUUUUAAUAGUAUAAAUGCAGUUUUUUUGUUACUAAAAUCGAUGACAUGGUUCCUAAGAAGAUAUCGUCGUAUGUCUUAUAGUUUCAGAUUUUCCCAUUCUGACCGAUCUAAAAUUCUAAAUGGGCCACCCUGUAUUGUCAUAUAGGUAGUUAGUCACACCGUACUAAAUAUAUGAUAUAACGGUACUAUUUGACCACUUUUUCAGCUAUAAUUAUAUUUGAUGCUGACUGAACCUAGUACAAUCGCCAUCAGGUAUAUCGAAGCGGCCAAGGUGCUCACAAAUAUCUGAACACGCCUCUAUUGUCAAGACGUUAGAGUGCGUGUUCAGAUAUAUUGUGAACACCUUGGCCGCUCCGAUAUAUCUGAUGGCGACUGUACCUACCUAUAUCAUUCGGUUGUAAUUUGUGUCAGGAUUGAAAAUUGUAAAAAAACCACUUGGCCUGAGAUUUUUUUUGUAUAAUUAUACGCAACUAAGGGUGGUAUUCCACCUUUCCAAUUUCUUUGUCCAAUUUGUAUUGCGUCUCACAUUUCGCUUUAACCUCGUGCCGCCCAAGAAAAAAAACGCAAGAUCAGCUAAACGCCCAGUGUGCAAUAUAUGAGCCAUAAUAUUGUGAAGUCGUAACUGCCCACGCACUUCAAAUAUUUUUUAUUUACAAAAAACUCGAGCAGAAUUUUUUUAAUUUUUUUCUGGGUAUAUGUGAAUAAAAACGAAUACAGUAAACUGAAUUCCACCUUCGUAUCUUUUGUUCAUUUAAAUGCACAUUGGGUUUUUGAUUGAUGUUAUAAGUAAUAUAAUUUUUUUUUUUAAUCAACUUCAAGGCACGUAAUUGCGAUAACGUAGCCUCCGACUAUUAUUAUUCGUCUUAAAUAGUUAAGUUUGUAUAAUAAGCAACGUAAGUCAAAAAUAAUAAGAAUUUUUUUUUAGGGUAGGGCCACUAUUUUAUGUAUGUUAACAUUCAUAUUUGACACUGAAAUGCUUUAAAACGCGGUCUGAAAAAUAGUUAAUGAACUUCCUUAACAUAAAAUUUAUUAUCCUUCUUAUUUAUACAUAAUUUAUUGUAUGUUUGCUGUAUUUCGGUAUCACUUUCUUCAAAACUUAAUUUUUCACAAAAACUGUAAAUAUUUGGUUCAUCACCAGAAAGUUAGUAUUCAGGAUAACCAAUUUUAUUAUCUGACAGCAAAAAGUCUUCCAGCUCGUAUUCAACAAGUAAAUCAUUAUGCAGACCUGAAAAUAAACUAUCAAAAAAGAACCUUCAGUUGUAGGUUAUAUUAUGUAUUUUUAUAACAGUAGCGCCCAGUGUGCAAUAUGAUGAACAUAAUCUUACAAUUAAGAAAAAAAAUUAUUUAUUUGUGCCUUUGUAUAAAAAUUACAGUAUAUUUCAAUAAAACAAACAUUUAGGAUAAUUUUUAUGUCACUCUCUAAACGAAAAAAGUCAUGAUUUGUUUAAUAAAUCAAGAUUAUAUACCCAUGUGUCGCGAGUGUUUGAAUAAUUGCGGAAGUACAACACUAUCUAUGAAUAUCUGUCAAACAUCAGCUGUGAAAAUGGUCGCCACUGAACCGACUAUUCACGACGUCUAGGUAAAUUCCAAUUUUGCGCGAAAAUUUAAAACUGACAUCUGAUUAACUUUUAUGUACAGCGUAUUGCACACUGGGCGUUUAGCUCUGAAUUUAAUUUCUAAAGUCUGGGCAGUUAUGCUGAGUGUCACUUUGUACAAUGUAUUGCACAUUGGGCGGCACGAGGAUAAUGAAAGAGUGAGAUGCACUGACAUUGGACAGGUAACCAAGGACAUAAAUUCGAUUGUAUGGCGGCGUUAAUGUUCUUGUGUCAGGAUAAAAUGUAGAGGCUAUUAUGUAACUGGGGUUAUUAAAAACGAUCAGUUUUUGUGAUUAAGAUAUUUUUUAAUUUUUACAGUUUCACAAGUUAAGAUUGUAUUAUAGAUAAUUAAUUUAUACUGUGUCAAUACUACAUAUAGAUACUAUGCUGAUACUAUGUUAUUUUUGGUUAAAUUUACCUACGUUAGAAGAAUAAUUGUAAGUAAUAAAACUUCGGUCAAAAACUUUAAAGAUUUAUG
Molecule: messenger RNA, 4593 nt
Organism: Cydia fagiglandana
Lineage: Eukaryota; Metazoa; Arthropoda; Insecta; Lepidoptera; Tortricidae
Product: zinc finger protein 43-like
Exons: 1
Coding region: 124-1584 (486 amino acids)
Biological process (GO): regulation of transcription by RNA polymerase II
Cellular component (GO): nucleus
Molecular function (GO): DNA-binding transcription factor activity, RNA polymerase II-specific; zinc ion binding; RNA polymerase II transcription regulatory region sequence-specific DNA binding
Source: RefSeq, a predicted model, not a curated record